Messenger RNA from Hirsutella rhossiliensis, 921 nucleotides. RefSeq lists its product as uncharacterized. Bases 1 to 921 code for a protein of 306 amino acids. Gene Ontology annotation, biological process: DNA integration. The transcript has 3 exons. Gene Ontology annotation, molecular function: nucleic acid binding. Lineage: Eukaryota; Fungi; Ascomycota; Sordariomycetes; Hypocreales; Ophiocordycipitaceae. The record is from RefSeq and is a predicted model, not a curated record.
AUGUGCAAGUUACUGGGGAUCGACCAGCAGCUAAGCACGGCGUACCACCCCCAAACCGACGGAGGCCCUGAGAGGAUGAACCAAGAAGUACAGGCAUACCUCCGCGCCGUGAUUAACCAGAACCAGAACGACUGGGAUAAGUGGGUUCCCGCGGCUCAGAUGGCGUUAAACGGUCGGGUCAAUACCUCUAUAGGGAUGUCCCCAUUCUUCGCUAUACACGGCUAUGAGCCGAAGUCACCAGUUCCCCUCGUUACGGAAGCAUAUGCGGAAGAGUAUCCUCAGCAUUCGCCAGAAACCAGGGCAAAGAAAUUUGUUACCAAACUACAACAGAUUACGGACCUCUGCCAAGCAUCAAUGGCGACAGCUACGCAGCAACAAGAACGCUUCGCUAACAGACGACGGAACGCGGCAGAACGCUUCGAAGUAGGCGAUAAGGUUUGGCUUGACUUACGGAACUACGCGUCAGAGCGACCUAAGAAGAAGUUCGACUGGCUGCACGCUAAGUAUACGAUAAGCAAGGUACUCGACCCGUACACGGUUGAACUAGCAGACCUCCCGAGGGCUGCUAUAAUAGGUUCCACGUCGACCAACUCCGGAGAGCGGGGACGGACCCAAUGCCUGGUCAGCAACGCACAGACGCUCAACCCCAUCUAUCCAAACCCGACCUGGACCUCUUUAGACAAUAUGCAACAGACAGCGGCCUUGGAUAAGUACGAACAGAGAUACGGCCCGGCUCUCGAAAACGAUGGACCAUACCAGCACCGACGAGUGGCAACGGAAGCACAGCCGGCCCAAAUCCAGGGCAAGACUAAUGGCGACGCCCCGUCGAUAGUAACGGCACCAGACCCUAUAGACGACGGCCCUACGAUCGUUGUAGAGGACCAGGAACAGGAAAAGGGCACCAGCGCCAGAGAGGAGUAG